GGUUUGGUUUGUUUGAUGUUAUCAAAUCUCUUUUCCCUUUGUUCAGAUACUGAGGAUGCUAGUGAAACUGACUUGGCAAAGCAUGAUGAAGAGGACUAUGUAGAAAUGAAAGAACAGAUGUAUCAGGACAAACUGGCAUCUCUUAAGAGGCAGUUACAGCAAUUGCAGGAAGGUACUUUGCAAGAAUACCAAAAAAGAAUGAAAAAAUUGGAUCAGCAAUAUAAGGAACGGAUACGGAAUGCAGAACUUUUCCUCCAGCUGGAAACAGAGCAGGUAGAGAGAAACUAUAUCAAAGAGAAGAAGGCAGCAGUGAAAGAGUUUGAAGAUAAGAAGAUUGAGUUGAAGGAAAAUCUGAUUGCUGAAUUAGAAGAGAAGAAGAAGAUGAUUGAAAAUGAAAAGCUAACCAUGGAGCUAACAGGAGACUCCAUGGAAGUGAAGCCUAUUAUGACGAGGAAAUUGAGAAGGAGGCCAAAUGACCCAGUUCCGAUCCCAGAUAAGAGAAGGAAACCUGCCCCUGCCCAGUUAAAUUAUCUGCUGACAGAUGAACAGAUAAUGGAGGACCUGAGAACACUGAAUAAGCUUAAAUCACCCAAGAGACCAGCUUCUCCUUCGUCUCCAGAACACCUGCCAGCAACUCCUGCAGAAUCUCCAGCACAGCGGUUUGAGGCCCGGAUUGAGGAUGGCAAACUCUACUAUGAUAAAAGAUGGUACCACAAGAGCCAGGCUAUUUACCUGGAGUCGAAAGAGAAUGCUAAGAUCAGCUGUGUGAUCAGCUCAGUAGGAGCCAAUGAGAUUUGGGUGAGGAAGACCAGUGACAGCACAAAAAUGAGGAUCUAUCUAGGACAGCUACAGCGAGGGUUUUUUGUGAUCCGCCGGCGAUCAGCUGCAUGACUGUCGUACUUUCUUUCUUGAUCUUUUUUUAAAAGAACCCUCUUACAAGGAAUAACCGUCUAUCCACCCAGCCAUAGCAAGAGAGAAUGCUGUUAUGGCCUUCUGAAAGACAGUUUGUGGCUGGCCACAUCAUCCCAAUAGUCCUCAAGUCUAGUGACACAAGCUCUGCCCUGGAGCCCUGGACUACAAAGCUUCUCUGAGCUUUUUUCAUAUUUGAAGAGACUUUCUCAUCUUUAUAUCUUUGUACUGUGAAGCGUGUGUGUACAUUGAAAACAACAUAACUUAAGUUUUGAAUCAGGGAGGAAACUCCCCAGCCAUUUUUCUUAUCACAAGCUAAUUCUGGUUUUUCUGCAAAGCUCGGGGGGCUAAGCGGGAGGAAACUAAUCCAUCUAGCUUUCUCUGUAACAUGACAUCACUUCUGUUGGAUGUGCUGUUGAAAGAUUUGUCCAUGCAAUGAGAAUUUUUUUUAGGAAAGUGUGAAAAGUGUUCUUGGAAACGUGAUUUGCCAAUAUUUCAGUUGAUUUUAACAUGGCUAAACCCAGUCCUACUUGGUGAAUCCAAAGCUUCCUUUCUCUUCACAUUAAAAACCCUUCAGAUGAACAAACAGUGUGUGUCUAUACUGCUAUGCUGCACUACAUUUUCUUCAUAAAUGAGUGUAAACCAAAGGAUUAACUGAACUCUUCAUGAGGCAGUGAAAUUAGAUGAACAGCACAGUAUAAUCAUUGAUUUAUUAUUUUUUUUAACCUUUCAGUAUGUAAAUAUAAAUUCCUUGAAUUUGACUCAACUAAUGGGUCCUACUGGAACAGUUGAUGGGUAACACAUUUGUUGCUCUCAGAAGAGUCUGAUGCAAAAUUAAAAGCUGAAUUGCUGGGCCUUGACAGGGCAUAUGACGGAAACAUAAUACAAACAUUUCCCUUUCAAGGUUGUUUUAGUUAUUGGAAACCAUGAUGAGUGUCUCCUCUUCAAAAGUACUGUAAUUCUGCAGUGUUUAACUGAUAGUCUCAAUGAAUGUUCAGGUGUGCUUAAACCAUUUGAAUUCCUGGUAGCUAUUUUCUAAAAAUACUCAUUUACAAGUUGGCACAGAUGGCCAGAGACCACCAUGAAAUGUGUAGUUCAUGCUGAUGCAUCAACCCAACAUGUAGGAAAGAAUGUCACAUUUCUGCUUUUGGUGUGAGUGAAACUGAGUCUCUACUUGAAAACACUGGGCAAUGAAUUACA
Molecule: messenger RNA, 2109 nt
Organism: Pelodiscus sinensis (Chinese soft-shelled turtle)
Lineage: Eukaryota; Metazoa; Chordata; Testudines; Trionychidae
Source: RefSeq, a predicted model, not a curated record